This is a messenger RNA of Ricinus communis (castor bean), 2647 nucleotides long. RefSeq names its product ABC transporter G family member 6. Bases 288 to 2528 code for a protein of 746 amino acids. Gene Ontology annotation, cellular component: membrane. NCBI's taxonomy places the organism in Eukaryota, Viridiplantae, Streptophyta, Magnoliopsida, Malpighiales, Euphorbiaceae. The record is from RefSeq and is a predicted model, not a curated record. The transcript has a single exon. Gene Ontology annotation, molecular function: ABC-type transporter activity; ATP binding; ATP hydrolysis activity.
UCUAUAUAUAAUUAUAAUUAUAGGAACAAACACCACACAAACACAUAAACCCUAAAAAAGAAAGAACCAAACAGAAAUAGCAGCACCACCUCCUCCUCCUCCACAUUUUCCCUUCAUAAACGCCUUUUCCACGCCGUUACUUCUCUUAUCCUCCCCAUUAUACCAGCAUAACAUAUGCUCCUCCAACCUCCUCCUCACGCCGUCAACGUUUCUAGAAACUGUUUAUAAAUAGUACUAUCUUAUUACCAUUCCGUCCUUACUUCUCAGCGUUAUCCAUUACACAAACAAUGUCCCGUGUUGUAGCAGAUGAUCUCCCUCCUAGUAGAGAUACGGUGCCCUUUUACUCUCAAAAUCUAGAUCGACUCGAGUACUUCCCCACUCGCGCCUCCUCCGCCGUGUCCCCCACGCUCGGCCAAUUGCUCAAACGCGUUGGAGAUGUACGGAAAGAAGCCACUGGAGACGGCAGUGAGACGCCGGUUCAUCAAGUUCUCGAGCUCGGCAGCGACCCGAAUGUCGAGGCCCCGAGAUCAAUUCCAUUCGUUUUGUCAUUCAACAAUUUGACUUACAGUGUCAAAACGAAAUCACCAUCUAUACUCCGUCGCACGCGCCGCCGCAGCCACGACGUCGGCGCAGUUGCCGGCGAAAGCGUAUACACAAGGACAAAAACUCUCCUGAAUGACAUCUCUGGUGAGGCGCGCGACGGAGAAAUAGUGGCUGUUCUUGGGGCAAGUGGUUCUGGAAAAUCAACUUUAAUAGAUGCAUUGGCCAACCGGAUAGCUAAAGGAAGCUUGAAAGGGAAGAUAACGCUAAACGGCGAAAUAUUGGAGUCAAGAAUGUUGAAAGUGAUAUCUGCAUACGUGAUGCAAGAUGAUAUGCUUUUUCCAAUGCUCACUGUCGAAGAAACACUUAUGUUUGCGGCUGAGUUUCGGCUGCCGAGGAGUUUAUCAAAGUCGAAAAAGAAAAUGAGGGUCCACGCUUUGAUUGAUCAGUUAGGCCUGCGUAACGCAGCCAAAACUGUGAUCGGAGAUGAAGGUCACCGAGGUGUUUCUGGUGGAGAGCGGCGUCGUGUUUCUAUUGGAAUUGAUAUAAUUCAUGAUCCCAUUAUUCUUUUCUUGGACGAACCGACUUCCGGUCUUGAUUCUACCAGCGCGUUCAUGGUUGUGAAGGUGCUGCAGAGAAUAGCUCAGUCCGGGAGUAUAGUCAUCAUGUCCGUGCACCAGCCCAGUUAUCGGAUUCUUGGUCUGUUAGACCGGUUGGUCUUCUUGUCUCGUGGACAGACUGUUUAUAGUGGGCCUCCUAUAUAUUUGCCGUCUUUUUUUGCUGAAUUCGGACAUCCAAUUCCGGAAAAUGAGAACCGAACCGAGUUUGCUUUGGACCUUAUUCGAGAGCUUGAGGGUUCUCCAGGAGGUACUAAAAGCUUAGUGGAGUUCAAUAAAACAUGGCAGAGUACGAAGCACGCACCGAAUACUGAAGUGGAUUCACAUGGUUUGUCUUUAAAAGAAGCAAUAAGUGCAAGCAUUUCUAAAGGGAAGUUGGUUUCUGGUGCUACUAAUAAUGGUGCUGGCACUAAUUCAUUGGUGCCAACAUUUGCUAAUCCGGUUUGGAUUGAAAUGGCUGUUUUGUCGAAAAGAUCGGUCACUAAUUCAAGAAGAAUGCCUGAAUUGUUUGGGAUUCGAUUGGGUGCUGUUCUUGUUACUGGGUUCAUUUUGGCUACAAUGUUUUGGCAGCUUGAUAAUUCACCAAAAGGAGUUCAAGAGAGACUAGGGUUUUUCGCAUUUGCUAUGUCGACUACUUUCUACACUUGUGCUGAUGCCCUCCCUGUUUUCCUCCAAGAAAGGUACAUUUUCAUGAGAGAAACUGCGCACAAUGCUUACAGAAGAUCAUCUUACGUGUUGUCUCAUGCUCUUGUCUCUUUACCAUCUUUGAUUUUCCUCUCGCUUGCCUUUUCCGCCCUUACAUUUUGGGCUGUGGGCCUCGACGGAGGCCUUGCCGGAUUCUUGUUCUACUUCUUGAUCAUUUUCGCUUCUUUCUGGGCUGGGAAUUCCUUUGUUACAUUCUUAUCCGGUGUAGUCCCUCAUGUUAUGCUUGGCUACACCAUUGUUGUAGCAAUCUUAGCUUAUUUCCUUCUCUUCAGUGGUUUCUUCAUCAAUCGUGAUCGAAUCCCACCUUACUGGAUUUGGUUCCAUUACAUGUCACUCGUCAAAUACCCUUAUGAAGCCGUUUUACAAAAUGAAUUUCAAGACCCAGUUAAGUGUUUCGUCAGAGGAGUUCAGAUUUUUGACAACACUCCAUUAGGAGCUGUUCCAACACCAAUGAAAGUAAACUUGCUAGCUACUCUGAGCAAUACAUUGGGAAUGACGAUUACAAGCUCAACAUGUUUAACGACAGGAUCAGAUAUAUUGCAACAACAAGGGAUUACUGAUCUAAGUAAGUGGAAUUGCUUGUGGGUAACAGUUGCUUGGGGAUUCUUGUUCAGGAUUUUAUUUUACUUCUCUUUGCUCAUUGGUAGCAAGAACAAGAGAAGGUAAGACAAAGAAUUAAAGGGGAAUCAACAUACGGCGAUUAAUGUAUUAAUUUAUGUAAUUUCUAUUUUUUUUUUCUUAAGAAUUCGACCGUUGUUUUUAAAAACAAAAAAUUGAAUUUCAGA